AUGUCUGGAAAUAAAGGCGGAGUUCGUAGAUUUAUUUCUGAAAAAGCAGGAUGGGAAAUUCCUUAUAUACAUUGUCGAGCCCACAUAUUAUCACUUGCAUUAACUAGUAUGCGCAACAAGUUUCCUUAAAUUAAACGCAUAUUUCAUGUUUUAAAAGAUAUUUAUAAACUAUUUCAUCAAUCUCCAAAACGAGAAGAAAUGCUUCAUAAAGUACAAGUUAUAUUGAAUGAUCCAAUAUUAAAAAUACCUGAGGCAAUAGAAAUUCGAUGGUUAAGUCAUUAUAAAAUAGUUUAUGCAAUUAAACAGUCCUAUAUUGCUAUAGUUACUACUUGUGAACACAUUCAUCAAGACGGGGCGGAUUUAGCGUCUUUAGCAGGUGGAAUUUUACUAAGUCUCCGUGAAGAAAGUUUUAUAAUACUUUUGUGUGGAUUGGAUGACAUAUUAGGCGCAAUUUAAAAUUUAAGCUUAACAUUGCAAGGUACAAAAAAUUCGUCAUUUCAAGUUUACCUACAUUAAUUAAAAGUACUACAUGUCAUUUAAAUAAUAUUUUAGAAAGUUUGAAACAAGAUGUUGUGAACAAAAGUAGUAUUAUUAAAAACCCUACAGAUAUUUUAAAUCAACUUAAUUCAUCGAGAAAAGACGAUUGUUUCAAAGAAACUUUAUCUUGUCUUUCAAUUUUUUUAGAACAAACCAUAAAAGAAAUGAAUCGUCGAUUCAAUGAUACUGCUUUAACACUUUUUGAAGGAUGCUCAAUAUUUGAAAAUUACAGAUCAUUUUCAAAUUCAUCAAUAAAAAUAAUAGAACAGUUGUGUAAUUGUUUCUACUUAAAUGAAAACGAAAAAGAUGGAGUUUUAUCAGAUUAUAAGUCGUUUAUGUUUGUAGCUUUACAGAAAGUAGAAACCCAAGAAUGUCCAAUAACUGACCUCCUUGAAGCUAAUAUUGGUUAUAAACACCUAAAAAAAUUAGGAGAAUCCAUUUGCUGUGUUCCAAUUGCAACAGCCACAGUGGAAAGGUCAUUUAGUGCAAUGAAUAGAAUUAUGACGAAACUUCGCAACCGAAUGGGACAAGAUACUCUUCAAUAUUAUAUGAAUAUUAGUAUAGAAGGCGAUGAAGAUCCACCCAUGGAGUAUAUCGAAAAGGUGAUAGAUUUAUAUGCAAUAAAAAAAAAUCGCCGUAUACGCUUUAAAUAA
Molecule: messenger RNA, 1190 nt
Organism: Cinara cedri
Lineage: Eukaryota; Metazoa; Arthropoda; Insecta; Hemiptera; Aphididae
Source: the annotation of a GenBank genome assembly